Molecule: messenger RNA, 1051 nt
Organism: Entelurus aequoreus (snake pipefish)
Lineage: Eukaryota; Metazoa; Chordata; Actinopteri; Syngnathiformes; Syngnathidae
Gene: arl2bp
Product: ADP-ribosylation factor-like 2 binding protein
Exons: 7
Coding region: 150-638 (162 amino acids)
Biological process (GO): maintenance of protein location in nucleus; positive regulation of tyrosine phosphorylation of STAT protein
Cellular component (GO): mitochondrial intermembrane space
Source: RefSeq, a predicted model, not a curated record
UAGGUGUGUUGUUCAUUCGGAAGUCGACCAUUUUUAACGACUCACGCGUGUCGCUAACGUUAGCUAGCCGAGGCUACUGCCUGACGUCGUCGUUGAGUAAAGCGCUAAACCUGUAAGGUGUGCAGGCCUGCGGGGAGGACAUUGUGGAAAUGGUUGACAUGGAAGACGAAACCUUUGCCAUUUCCAGUUCCUCAGCCAUAGAUACAGCCUUCGACUCUGUUAUUGGAUGCAUAGAAGACAUCAUCAUGGAGGAGGAGUUCCAGCAGCUGCAGUUGAGCUUCAUGGAGAAACACUACCAGGAGUUUGACAACACUGAUGAGAACAAACUCAGCUACACAACCAUCUUCAAUGAUUAUGUGGAACAGUUGGAAAAAUACGUGGAGCUGCAGCUGAUCAGGAGGAUCCCCGGCUUCAACAUGAGCACCUUCAUUGAACAUCUCAUGCAGCACAAAGACGAGGUGGCAGGUGACAUAGUGGACAUUCUGCUGUCUUUUAUUGAUUUCAUGGCCUUCAAGGAGAUGGUUCUGCAAUAUAAAGUGGAAAAGGAGGGACGGAGUCUGGACCUGAGCCAAGGCCUGGUCGUCACACCUUUGACCCCUGCAGCUUCGAGCUACUCUGGAUGCAAUCAAUCACAGUGACACACAGACCAUAGACCCAAGUACGCCUCUAGUCUUCAUGUGUUUAUGUGAAGUAUUUUUUAUUUGACGUAGUGAUCAGCUCACCCAGUCAACAGACAAUUUAGAUGGAUGGACAAUUUCAUGUCUCCAACCGACUUCUACAUACAUGUUUUUGGACUGAUGGAGGAAGCCAAAUUAUCACCCACACAAGCAUAGGGAACUCCACACAGAAAGAGUCAAGAGUCAAACCCACAUCCCAACUUGAACCUUCCUCUUGUCGUGCAGUGCUAACUAGUGCAGUCCCUUCUAAAUCUUUGUGCAUGAUUAAGAUGAAAAAUACACGUGACAGCAGCCUCAUUGUCAUUUUACUCUCCUCUAUUCAUAAAUGUAUUCUGAAGGGUUCUUUGAAGAAUACUAAAAUUUUUGUUUGCAGA